AUGGAUCGUGAUGCUGGAAUAUUUAAGCAAUCCUUCACAUUUAUGAUCGGGGGGAAUAGUGGAUUACAUCCACCUCAAGAAUUAUCUUUUCGAUAUAUCAUGAACGCGUUUUUGGGACUUGGAAUUGUCCCGUUGCGUCGUCUUC
Funneliformis caledonium is the source of this 145-nucleotide messenger RNA. The record is from the annotation of a GenBank genome assembly. NCBI's taxonomy places the organism in Eukaryota, Fungi, Glomeromycota, Glomeromycetes, Glomerales, Glomeraceae.